This is a messenger RNA of Haemonchus placei, 234 nucleotides long. NCBI's taxonomy places the organism in Eukaryota, Metazoa, Nematoda, Chromadorea, Rhabditida, Trichostrongylidae. The record is from the annotation of a GenBank genome assembly.
AUGCUCGCUGCCAUGACCCCCAAUUUCAAAUUCUUCACCUAUGUCAAAGCCUUGAAUCCUGGCGUGUUUGAGCAGACCGGCUCGAAGUAUGGAGAUUAUCGAGCCUUUAUCUAUCAAGCUCUAACUUCGGGUCCAAAGAUCUUUGCAUCGUUUCUCUCCACCUUAUUGGGCCUAAAUCUGGUGUCUUGCGGAUGCAAACUAGCCACACAAUUCCUGCACGCAAGUGGAGAAUGA